Messenger RNA from Argentina anserina (silverweed cinquefoil), 2687 nucleotides. RefSeq names its product serine/threonine-protein kinase/endoribonuclease IRE1a-like. Bases 31 to 2601 code for a protein of 856 amino acids. The record is from RefSeq and is a predicted model, not a curated record. Gene Ontology annotation, cellular component: IRE1-TRAF2-ASK1 complex. NCBI's taxonomy places the organism in Eukaryota, Viridiplantae, Streptophyta, Magnoliopsida, Rosales, Rosaceae. Gene Ontology annotation, molecular function: RNA endonuclease activity; protein serine/threonine kinase activity; ATP binding. Gene Ontology annotation, biological process: mRNA processing; IRE1-mediated unfolded protein response; protein phosphorylation. The transcript is spliced from 7 exons.
UCAUUGGGGGGAAGCAGACGCCUUGGAUAGAUGAAGAAGCACCACCACGCCGCCACGUGGAAGCUCCUCCUACUCCUCCUCCUCAUCCCCAUCCUCGGCUCCUUAUUCCCAUACGCUGCCGUCUCGGCCUCCGCGCUCCAGCGAUCGCAGCCGGACCACCACAACGCCGGCCUCUCCCGCUCUCCCGGCCGAUCGCUCCUCUCCCACCCGCCGCCUCAGCGUAUCUCUCACUUCGAGGCGGCACGGGAGGGGAAGUUACUGCUGGUGGACAGUAAUUCCGGCGCGGUAAUUUAUGGCGUGGAUUUAGGGAGGCCGCUGUACAGUUCAUAUCAGGCGCCUCAACUCAGAAAUAAUGUGUACGUAGAAGAUCCUAAUAGAUUUUAUCUAGACGCUGACGAAGAUGGCCGACUCUAUAGCAUAAGCAAUGGCAUCAAAAGGAAACUUGAUAGGCCUAUGGCUGAAUUUGUCCUUCUGACGCCUCAUACAUCAGACGAUGGAAGUGUAACAGUUGGAUCGAUGAAGACCACGACCUAUGUAAUUGAUCCUUGGACUGGAAGGAUAAUUCACAGAUACCCUUCAACACUUGGAGAGGAGCAGGGUCUACUUUACCCUGGUAUUAUCAAACGCAUUAAGCAAUUGGUCAAGCUUGGUCCAACGAGUCCGAAUUCUGCUAUGUCGCAACUACAAGUACUGGUGACAGAGUUUACUCUGAUGACGUACUUUCCGAAGUCAAAUGAAGUCGCCUGGAAUUUGACAUUUUGUGAAAUUGGAGUUGUAUCAUUCUGUUCAGAUAUUGAGAAUCCUGUUAUCGGGGCCCUUGAUUCUGAAGCAGGCGGUGAUGUUGCCUCACCAUUACCAUGCCAUUCCAAAGUAAGAGUACCCCACCAAAGGCGUAUAUCGAUUGAACCACCUGUACAUGGCAGAUUAUUAGAGGAACAAAACAAACAUAAGAUACUCUCGAAUUCUGCUUCAAAUGGGAGGAAAUCUCCUACUGGCAUGUUGGUCUUGCUUUUUGAUCGAUCACGAGUUUGGACUCUCACUUUCUCCUUUUUUAUCCUCCCGGGCUUUGUUAUAUGCUGCUGUGCUUACGUGGUUAGUAGGCAACGGCUCGCUGAUCCAAAUGCUCUGCCUUCCAAGAGUAAGAAGAAUCAGAAAUCAGGAGAGACAACUAGUGACAUUGGUGAAGAGGAGAAUCAUGUAUCAUCUCAGGAUGAGGAAGCUUUAGCCUACUCUGAUGGUGUCAACAAAACAUUAUCACUUGAUAAACUAUUGUAUGGUGCUGCGGUUGGUCGCAGGAUUGGUAAACUACUCAUAUCAGAUAAAGAGAUUGCCAAGGGAAGCAAUGGUACCAUUGUGCUGGAGGGAAUUUAUGAAGGUCGACCUGUUGCAGUCAAACGCCUUGUUCUAGGUCAUUAUGAUAUGGCUUUCAAAGAAAUUCAGAAUCUUAUUGCAUCUGACCGACAUCCAAAUAUAGUACGCUGGUACGGGGUAGAGUAUGAUCGAGAUUUUGUUUAUCUCUCUUUGGAGCGCUGUAUCUGCAACUUGGAUGAUUUGAUACAAAUUCACGCAAAUUCCUCCCAAAAUCCAGUAGCUGGUGAGGACCAUCCUGUGAUUCAAAAUAAGGUUCGCUUGUCCGUGGUGAAGAAUAUCAUGCCAGAUGUUAAUUUAUGGGAAGAUAAUGGUCUUUUGUCCCCUCUAUUAUUGAAAUUGAUGAGGGAUGUGGUUUCUGGGCUUGUGCAUCUACAUGAAUUAGGGAUAAUUCAUCGGGACUUGAAGCCUCAAAAUGUUUUGUUGAUCAAGGAAGGCUCGCUGUGUGCAAAGCUGUCAGAUAUGGGUAUCAGCAAGCAACUUAUUGGGGACAUGUCUUCGCUGGGUCAUCAUGCUACUGGAAAUGGUAGUUCGGGUUGGCAAGCACCCGAACAGCUUCUUCACGGGCGGCAAACACGUGCUGUGGAUUUGUUUAGUUUAGGUUGUGUCCUAUUCUUUUGUAUCACUGGUGGCAGACAUCCAUUUGGUGACCGCCUUGAACGUGAUAUAAAUAUUGUGAAGAACCAAAUGGAUCUGUUCUCGGUCGAGUAUCUUCCAGAAGCUUUGGAUCUUAUAUCUCGAUUGUUAAACCGCGAUCCUGAAUUGAGGCCAAAGGCUUUGGAGGUGUUGCACCAUCCUCUUUUCUGGAGCUCUGAGACAAGAGUCUCAUUCCUGCGAGACUAUAGUGACAGGGUAGAAUUGGAAGAUAGAUGGUCCAACUCUGAUCUUCUGAGAGCCCUAGAGAGUACUGCGCCCAGAGCUUUGGGUGGGAAAUGGAAUGAGAAGAUGGAACCUGCAUUCCUCACUAACAUUGGCCAAUACAGGCGUUAUAAGUUUGACACCGUCCGAGACUUAUUGCGAGUCAUGCGGAACAAAUCAAAUCACUAUAGAGAGCUCCCAAAAGAAAUCCAGGAACUCCUAGGACCAUUGCCUGAAGGAUAUGAUGCCUACUUUGCAAGCCGGUUCCCAAAACUUCUGAUAGAAGUAUACAAAGUUGCGUGCAAACAUUGUAGAGAAGAGGAAUGGUUUCAGAAGUAUUUCAAAAGUACUGCUAAUGAGUCCUCGGGUCUCUAGUCACCAAGUUAUGCUGAAAUAAAACACUUGCUUUGUGUAGGGUUGGCGUAGUUUGUAUGUGUAGAUGCCUGUAAAUAUAUAUAAUG